AUGUUUAUUCGUUACACAAAGAUAUGUAUCAGGCUUGAUCAAGGAAAGGGAAAAGGAGACAUGGGCAAAGACGAAUGCAUGAAGGAAGAGAACACAGCCUAUCGUGUCGCCAAUGAACUCUUGGCUUAUUUGUUUUUGCUUUUGCUUUUGCUUUUAGAGCACCUUAUCCAAUGGCACAGACGUGAGGCUAGGUUUCUGGUUCCUACUUUUAGCCUUAGUCUUAGUUCUAAUCCUCCUCAACUCCUGUUUCCUGCUCCUUGCCCCUUACUCUCAGCUCCACGUUACUUACUGCUUGGUCGUAUUUAUGGAUGA
Molecule: messenger RNA, 312 nt
Organism: Lobosporangium transversale
Lineage: Eukaryota; Fungi; Mortierellomycota; Mortierellomycetes; Mortierellales; Mortierellaceae
Exons: 3
Coding region: 1-312 (103 amino acids)
Source: RefSeq, a predicted model, not a curated record